This is a messenger RNA of Menidia menidia (Atlantic silverside), 880 nucleotides long. Lineage: Eukaryota; Metazoa; Chordata; Actinopteri; Atheriniformes; Atherinopsidae. The record is from the annotation of a GenBank genome assembly.
GAGGGUGGGAGGGAGGGGGAGAAAAAAGCGUGAGAGGGGAGGAAACAGGCAAAGCUGUCAAACAGAACUCCACACUCCACAUCGCUGUUGGAAAAGAGGGAUACGAUUGGCGUUUGAUCAGAUUGAAUGAACAAUAAUAAUAAUUCACAUUUUUCAGUUUCUGGUUGCUAUUCAGAUCACGUGCAGUGAUAUCGGAACUGCACACAGCUGGACUUUCAAAGUUGGACACUCGUGCGCGCGGUUGCGGAGGUGACCGGUUGGAUGCCAUGGAUCCAGAGGUGAUGGAGCGAGAGGCGGAGAAGGAGGCCAAAAGGAAGAUCCAGUUCUCCGUCCCUUCCUCUGGACCCAUCCAGCUUGACCCGCGACAGGUGGAGAUGAUUCGACGUCGGAGGCCGACACCAGCAACACUGUUCAGGCUGACAGACCCUCCAUCUCCAGAGGAAGAGAGUGGUCCCCAUCAGUGGGUGCUGGGGGAAAACGGAGCCUUCAAAGCCAAACUGGUUCACAUGUCAACUUACCAGCCACCUUCACUUACUGCUGUCCAGAGGAUGGCUCAAGCCCACUUGUCUUCCCUUGAUAUGAAGUCAGUGGACAGAGGGGAGACAUCUUCUGAGGAGGAAGAGGAGCAGCAUGACAAGGAGAGGCAGCAGACAGCUUUAGCUACAAAUCCAAGAGACGAAUGCAGGCAACCAAGAGAUCCCUGUGAUCUGCUGAACAGUUCAUCUGGAAGGGCUGGGCUCAGUUAUCACCACGAUGACGAAGACAAGGCCACAGAAAGUGAAGAAGGAAAGGGAGAAUGACACAAAAAAAAGGCAGAGUUUGUGAGGAAUUGCCUUGUACAAUACAUACAUGGUCCUUGUGUGUGUGUGUGUGUGUGUGU